UCCGCUGCUGCAUGUAAACAAAGCGGAGCUAACAGCGGAGUUAGCAGCGGCAGCUCCAAUGAAGAUAAACGGACUUUAAUCCGAACCGAACGCAGCUGAUCCGGAACCCCGAUUCUGAGGAAUGGACUGAAUCAGAACCGGCACCAUGUCCAUGGAAGACCCGUUCUUCGUCGUCAAAGGGGAGGUGCAGAAGGCCGUGAACGCAGCUCAGAGCCUCCAUCACAGAUGGAGGGAACUCCUGCAGGAAGGGGGCGGAGCCUCCAAGGAGGAGAUCGACUGGACGACCAAUGAGCUGAGAAACAGCCUGCGCUCCAUCGAGUGGGACCUGGAGGACCUGGAUGAGACCAUCAGCAUCGUGGAGUCGAACCCAAAGAAGUUUAAUCUGGAUGCAGCUGAACUGUCGAAGAGAAAAGCUUUUAUCACCAGCACCAGGCUGACAGUCAAGGAAAUGAAAGAGCAAAUGUCAAGUCCAGGUGCUGCCUCAGCAGACAGAAAGAACAGACAGGCUCUGCUCGGCGAACACGGUGCUCAAGGGCCCAUCUGGCAGCCCGGUUCUGAUAAGUACAGCCGCCUGGACCGGCAGCUGGAGAACGCCAACUCUCAGUUCAUCGAGGAGCAGCAGGUGCAGCAGCAGCUUAUUGCAGAGCAGCAGGACGAGCAGCUGGAGCUGGUUUCUGGAACCAUUGGAGUUCUGAAGAACAUGUCGGAGCGGAUCGGCAUGGAGCUGGACGAGCAGGCAGUGAUGCUGGAUGACUUCAGCCAUGAGAUGGACAACACUCAGUCCCGACUGGACAAUGUGAUGAAGAAACUGGCCAAAGUGUCACACAUGACCAGCGAUCGCCGGCAGUGGUGUGCUAUCGGCGUGUUGCUCGCCAUCCUCUUCGUCGUCAUCCUCCUCUUCUUCAUCCUCUGAUUGAUGCCUCCUGCUGUCACUGACAAUUCAUCCUAAUCCUGUAUCUGCUGGACUCUACUGGACUGGACUGGACUGGACUGAAGUGGACUUGACUGUGUUGGACCGGACUGGACAUUACUGGACUGUAUUGGACUGGACUGGACUUUACUGGACUGAACUGUAUUGGACUAGACUGGACUUUACUGGACUGGACUCACCUGGACUCACAUGGUCGUCCUCCUGGUUGGUGGGACUGAAAAGGCACUUUUGGUUCGUUGAGUGUUCGACUGUCAAACUGGUUUCAGAGGUCAAAGGUCAAACCGGUGGAAACACGUUUGAUGUGUUUUAAUGUUUUUGUUUGUUUGGAUUUUUUUAUUUUAAGGUCUGAAAAUAGCCAGUUUAACUCCAGUUCAACUUCAGUAUAACUUGAGUUUAACUUCAGUUCAACUCCAGUUAAAAUUCAGUUUAACUUUGGUUUAACUCAGGUUUAAUUUUUAACUUAAGUACCACUUUAAUCACUACGUCUUCAUCAGUUUAAGUUAUGUUUGAUUCAGGUUAAACAGUUUGAACUGGUUCAGUUUAGGUUAAACUGGUUGAACUGGUUUGUAGAAACACUAAAACUUCUUGUCUGUUGUUAGUUUGUUUAUGGUUUGUUUUUAUUGACUGAAGACUUUUGUUGAGUUGUUUGUGUUUUUCUUUUCUGAUCAUAUUUCCAGUGGAUCAAUCAGACUUAUUGAUCAGACAUGUUAAUGUGAAAUCCUACCACACAUUUCCUGCUGCUGCUUCACAAUAAAAGCCUUAUUCCACCUCUUACAGGCUUUUAUUGUGAAGUGCACUUACUAGUGAGUUUUAUUUAAAACAACAGAUGUAGUCGCAGAAGCCAAUUGCAGAGUCCCACAACAUCAGAUUCUUGGUACGCACAGCAGCAAUGUAUCACACGACGUCUGCAGGCAAUCAGACGUCAGGACUGAAAAUGUUCAAACAAAAUCAGAUCACAUUGAAAAAUGUGAACAAAAAGAUAAAACAAACAUUAAAACCUGCAACGUCUUAUUUCGUUCUGACUUUUAACUUGAAAUCCAUCCAGUUGUCUUCAACAUGAAACAGUUUUCUUCUAGAAAUUAAACUUUAAUCAUGUUUCCUCACAACUGGACUCUUCACACACUAAUUGCGAUGUUAUUAUUAUUAUUACUAGUAGUAGUAGUAAUAGUAAUAAUAAUGAUAAUCAUGGGGGAUGUUCUGAUCCAUUCUGGAUUGAUCAGACAUUUUGUAACUGAUUGGUAUCAAACCUCAGUCUGAUCUUUGGUUCAACAUGAACUGCCUGAAGCCUGAGUUACGCCUCCUCUGCUCUCUGCAGUAUUAAACAGUGAGAGGCUCCACCUGAUGGAACAACCAGGUAGUACAGCUGGUUUAUGGAACAUUUACUGACAUCAUGGAGAGAAUACAGGUUUUCUCUGUUUGUUGGAGCCUCAGAACAUCCUACCCUCUAACUCUACAUUUACCCUCUAACACUACAUCUACCUUCUAACUCUACGUUUACACUCCAGCUCUACAUUUACCCUCUUAACACUACAUCUACCCUCUAACUCUACAUUUACCCUCUAACACUACAUCUACCUUCUAACUCUACGUUUACACUCUAGCUCUACGUUUACCCUCUUAACUCUACAUUGUCCCUCUAACUCUACGUUUACACUCCAGCUCUACAUUUACCCUCUUAACACUACAUCUACCCUCUAACUCUACGGUUACACUCUAGCUCUACGUUUGCCCUCUAACUCUACGUUUGCCCUCUAACUCCACGUUUACACUCUAACUCUACAUCUACCCUCUGACACUACAUCCACCCUCUAACACUCCAUUUACCCUCUAACUCUAUAUCUACCCUCUGACUCUACAUUUACCCUCUAACACUACAUUUACCCUUUAACUCUACAUCUAGACAGGGUUCUACCGGACCUUUACUACAAGGUCCCACCUACAGAACAUAAGGGAAUGGACUGGAGGCAGAGAUGCAGGCUUUUCCUAAUAAACUGCAGAGAUAUUCGGUUGUCUAGAUUGAUUUUAAUAACUUAAUAAAUGUACUUGAAGUGUUUAUAUUCAGGACCAUGGUGUCAGAUUGGGACUCUGUAUCUGCAGAUACUAAAUAAUAAAUGACUGGGAUCAGAUCAUGGGAAGAACUUGAUCAGGACAUCCAUAAUAAUAAUAAUAAUGAUAACAAUAAUAAUAAUGGCAGCAGAAGUGAUCAGCAGCAGAAUUUGAGCUGAAUGAAUGAAGACCUUUAGUUUGCAGUGAAACCAUGUUAUUGAUUGGUUUGUUAUUGAUGAAUGAUGGGAAUUGUCUGAGUCGUCAUUAUUUAGUUUUUGUGUCUGCAGGUGAAUUUUAUUUCAAUAAACUCCAGAAAAGAAAAGAAA
This is a messenger RNA of Stegastes partitus (bicolor damselfish), 3303 nucleotides long. It is a transcript of the gene stx6, whose product is annotated as syntaxin 6. The transcript is spliced from 8 exons. Gene Ontology annotation, cellular component: membrane. Gene Ontology annotation, biological process: intracellular protein transport; Golgi vesicle transport. Bases 146 to 913 code for a protein of 255 amino acids. The record is from RefSeq and is a predicted model, not a curated record. Gene Ontology annotation, molecular function: SNAP receptor activity. NCBI's taxonomy places the organism in Eukaryota, Metazoa, Chordata, Actinopteri, Pomacentridae.